AUAUAAAACCCCCAAAAACUAUUUGUAAAAAAUCGACACAAACAUGAAUGAGUUGGAUAGUUUGAGACAAGAAGCCGAAACCCUUAAGAAUGCCAUACGUGAUGCCCGUAAAGCGGCCUGCGACACAAGUCUGGUUCAGGCGGCCUCGUCAUUGGAACCCAUCGGUCGUAUACAAAUGCGCACGAGACGUACACUUAGAGGCCAUUUGGCGAAAAUCUACGCCAUGCAUUGGGGCAACGAUUCACGGAAUUUAGUAUCAGCUUCUCAGGAUGGCAAACUAAUCGUUUGGGAUUCGCACACCACCAACAAGGUCCAUGCCAUACCACUGCGUUCGUCGUGGGUUAUGACGUGCGCGUAUGCGCCUUCCGGCAGUUAUGUCGCCUGCGGCGGUCUUGACAACAUGUGUUCAAUUUACAACCUGAAAACGCGCGAGGGCAAUGUACGAGUCUCUCGUGAACUGCCCGGUCAUGGUGGCUAUUUGUCAUGCUGCCGUUUUCUGGACGACAAUCAAAUCGUCACCAGUUCCGGCGACAUGACAUGCGGCUUGUGGGACAUUGAAACCGGCCAACAGGUAACAUCAUUUCUGGGACAUACCGGCGAUGUAAUGGCUCUAUCGCUGGCGCCCGGCUGCCACACAUUCGUGUCGGGCGCCUGCGAUGCAUCCGCAAAACUGUGGGACAUACGAGAAGGUGUCUGCAAACAGACCUUCCCCGGUCACGAGUCCGACAUCAACGCCGUGACAUUCUUCCCCAACGGUCAGGCGUUCGCCACAGGCUCUGACGAUGCUACUUGUCGUCUAUUCGACAUUCGCGCCGAUCAAGAGCUCGCCAUGUACUCGCACGACAAUAUCAUCUGCGGCAUUACAUCGGUGGCAUUUUCAAAGAGUGGUCGUUUGCUGUUAGCUGGUUACGAUGACUUCAACUGCAAUGUUUGGGACACAAUGAAGGCCGAACGUUCGGGCAUACUCGCAGGUCAUGAUAAUCGCGUUUCUUGUCUGGGUGUCACCGAAAAUGGUAUGGCAGUAGCAACGGGUUCAUGGGAUUCGUUCUUGCGUGUAUGGAACUAAAUACCAACUUAAAAUUUAAGUAUAAUACAGCAACAACAACAACCACACAUACACAUAACAACAACAA
This is a messenger RNA of Lucilia cuprina (Australian sheep blowfly), 1133 nucleotides long. It is a transcript of the gene Gbeta13F, whose product is annotated as guanine nucleotide-binding protein subunit beta-1. Gene Ontology annotation, cellular component: cytoplasm; heterotrimeric G-protein complex. NCBI's taxonomy places the organism in Eukaryota, Metazoa, Arthropoda, Insecta, Diptera, Calliphoridae. The record is from RefSeq and is a predicted model, not a curated record. The transcript has a single exon. Gene Ontology annotation, biological process: G protein-coupled receptor signaling pathway. Gene Ontology annotation, molecular function: signaling receptor complex adaptor activity; protein binding. Bases 44 to 1066 code for a protein of 340 amino acids.